Molecule: messenger RNA, 1347 nt
Organism: Momordica charantia (bitter melon)
Lineage: Eukaryota; Viridiplantae; Streptophyta; Magnoliopsida; Cucurbitales; Cucurbitaceae
Product: Duplicated homeodomain-like superfamily protein
Molecular function (GO): DNA binding
Source: RefSeq, a predicted model, not a curated record
CAACCCAAUUAUACUAAAAACGUGUUGAUUUCGAAUUCCCUCUCUCUCCUCUUUCUCUCUCUUCUCCUUUAAACCCCAAUUCCCAAAUUUCCCCCUAUAUCCAAUCGACUCUUUCCCUGCCUGUGAAAUGCUAUAUAUACCACAACCCAGAAUUUUCCAAUUCCUCCACCCUCCAACCAAACACCAUAUGCGAAAUCUCCAAACAAACCCAUCUUCUUCAAUCUCUCUCUCUCUGUUUUUGCUGGUUCUUGUUAUGUUUCAGGAUAGUCGGUGGCCGAAUAUGACUCAGUCUUUGACUCACUGGACUCGCUCCGACGACAAGCUUUUCGAGGAGGCCUUGGUGGUGGUUCCGGCGGACUUGCCUGAUCGCUGGCAGAGGGUCGCCGACCAUGUCCCCGGAAAGUCGCCGACGGAGGUCAGAGACCACUACGAGGCUCUGGUUCACGACGUCCUUGAGAUUGACUCUGGCCGAGUUGAGUUGCCCAGCUAUGCCGAUGAAUCGGCGGUGGGUUUGCCGGAAUGGGACUCCUCCGGCCAGAUCUCUUUCGGAUCCAAGGCCAAGCACGGCGGUGACAACGAGAGGAAGAAAGGCACGCCCUGGACUGAGGAAGAACACAGGUUAUUUCUCCUUGGACUGAAAAAAUUCGGCAAGGGCGAUUGGAGGAGCAUCUCAAGGAAUGUGGUGAUAACAAGAACCCCAACCCAGGUAGCCAGCCAUGCUCAGAAGUACUUUCUCCGACAAAACUCCGGGAAGAAAGAAAGGAAACGGUCAAGCAUUCACGACAUCACAACAGUAGACAACAGCUCCAUCCCAAUCCCUGUCGACCCGAAUUGGAUAUCCCCAGCCCCCAAUUCAAGCAUGCAGCAGUUGAGUUCCACAGGUCAUUCGCAAGAUCAAGGAGGCUCACUCGGGUAUCAAAAUUUUGGGUUCCCAAUGUAGGGAUCGAUACCUACAGGAUCCCCUUAGAAGCUAAACUACUACAUUAAUACAACAAUGUAAAUACACCAAACAAAAAAAAAAUCUGUAAAGACAGCAAGUAUGUACGUACCCGGGUUUCGUUCUUCUGGUUCGUUCCCCCAGCACAGGGGAAAGCUGAUGAUAUGGAAUUUGAACAGUAGUAGGGAUCUGUUUGUAAGUAAAUAGAAGAAAGCAAAAACUGAGUAGUGAAUCAGAGAUGAUGUUAGAAACAGCAGUUAAAGAAAGUAGGAGAAACACAGGAGAUGAAUGGAAAUUCUUUGAUAGAUUUAGCCAAGGACUGCAUUUAGAUCGACUGUUUGUUUUUUUGUUUAUUAUUACUAUAGAAAUACAGAAAAUCCAAUGGCUGGCAGUCUAUUUUGGGCUGAAAA